This is a messenger RNA of Pungitius pungitius (ninespine stickleback), 2312 nucleotides long. It is a transcript of the gene zc2hc1a, whose product is annotated as zinc finger, C2HC-type containing 1A. The record is from RefSeq and is a predicted model, not a curated record. Lineage: Eukaryota; Metazoa; Chordata; Actinopteri; Perciformes; Gasterosteidae. The coding region runs from base 81 to 983 and encodes 300 amino acids. The transcript has 9 exons.
AGCAGGGAGUCAUCUCGCUUCUUCUAGCUACUUUUGGCCGUCCGUAACAACAGCGGCUUCACACAAGAGAUAACCUAAGGAUGGAAGAAUUUGAAGACAGCGAUGCUCCUCCUGCUGUGGACCUGAGUCAAUGCAACACCUGCAGCAGAUGGUUUUUCCCUAAAGUCUUGGAGAAGCAUGCCAAAAUCUGCCAAAAGUCAACAAUCAAAAAGAGGAAGGUUUUUGACUCCGGCCGACAGAGAGCUGAGGGUACGGACAUCCCCACCCUUAAACCCCUCAAACCAAAGGCAGAACCUCCGAAGAAGCCAUCCAACUGGCGCCAAAAACAUGAGGACUUCAUCGCCACCAUCCGGGCCGCCAAGGUCGUCGAUAAGGUCCUAAAGGAGGGCGGACCAUUACCUCCACCUCCCCCUCCUACCAUUGACCCAGACUACGUCCAGUGUCCUUACUGUCAGCGGAGGUUCAACGAGGGUGCAGCCGACAGACACAUCAAGUUCUGCCAGGAGAAGUCUGCCCGUAUGCCCAGCAAGGGCAAGUUAGGAGAUGCCAAGAAGCCUCCUGGUCGCUCAGUGUGCAAGCCUCCUGCUUCUGUAAAGGCCUCCCCGGCGGCUGUGUCACCCAACCCUUCCGCCUCCUCUCGUUUGCCCCAGAGAUCAGGUCUUGGACAACUCUCCGGGAUCCCGUCUAGUAAGGUCUCCGCUGCCGGUUCAGUGAGGAGCAAUCCCUCUGGCCUCACGAGCCCUCCGUCAGGCGUGGGGAGUAAGACUCGAGCUGGGACCUACGGCUCUGUGAGGACCAUUCAGUCGGGAACAGCAAUCAACAACAAGAAGAAAGUAGACUCCUUCACAUCGAGGAAUGAUGUCAACGACGGAGUCGGCAAUGGUGGCAUGAAGAGCAAGUUCUGUCACGCUUGUGGGACCAAGUACCCGGUUGAAUCUGCCAAAUUCUGCUGCGAGUGUGGGGUCAAGAAGAUGUGUAUCUGAUGGAGGCCAGCAGAGGGAGAAACUAGAAACAUUUGGGGACGCACAGGUCUUUUAAACUGGCGCCGUAGGUGUUUGACAGGGCGACCCCGACGGUAUUUCUACUGUUCCGGGUCUAGUUUGCCCGCAGUAAAGUGACGUCAUCGUCAGCCCGAGACCCUACGCCUUUGUGGACUUUAUUCACUUCAUUCAAAUUUGUUCAGUGCUUCCUGCUUCAUAGACCGUUAGUAAACCUUCUGACAUUUUCCUAACAUUAAUCUACAAUCAUUUUAGCAUUUAGUCACAACAAUUGCUGCGUUUCGUGACCAAUGGUUUUCAUUGGCAAAGCCGACAUCGUAAAACAUUAUGUUGAACUGUGCUCCGGUUCAUGAUAUCAAUAACAACCCAUGCAACUCAUUGUUUUCAGUUGAUCUCCUUCUUAGUGCUGGCAUACACUCUUACUCCAACACACACAAGCACGAUUGCCAUGAAACUAGAGUAAUUACUAGUUUUUAUUGUUGCUGGACAAUAGUUAAGCUUAAUAGAGUCACUGUCAGCAACUGAAAGCCAUUGGUGCAUCAUUAUAAGAUAGUACAGAUACGAUAAGGCUAAAAGCAAAGAGGUGGGUUUUAAAAUGGUAAUUAGGAAGUAAAGGGUUAGUGUUUGUUGACUUGGUGGGUGUGAUUUCCCCAGUAUCUUGAGACCCAGUCAACCGUGAUCUUAAAAGGCAUUCCUUAAUCCCAUCCGCACUAACAAAAUAUGUUCCUCUUGAUGUGCAAUAAGAUUGACUACUGAUGAAAACAAUAUGGCUAAAGAGGUGUGUUUUGAAUUUCGAAAGAUAACAGAGUCGGCUGUCAUUUGUUUCCAGCUGUCUUGAUGUCAUCCUCCGAUGCCAGGCUUUUCUAGAAAAAAAAUGUAGCAUUAACCUAAACCGUAGCCCUCAAUCUGUUCCAUGCAAUUGAUUAUUUAUUUUCCCAUUUCAUUUUACUGAAUGAACAAUGACUGCAUCUUUUUUAUUAAUGCUCUAUUCAAUUAAAAUGUUUUUCUCUGGCAUUGUAUGAAACUUAUCUGCACAGACCCCCCCUAUCAGUUUUUCUUUUGUGACUGCGUUCAGUGUAUUACGGUUCAAUAGUAAACCAACACUUGAGUCAUUCUAAAUAGGAUUGGUUGAUCUUGGUCCUCAUUAUAAAAUCCACUAUUUAUGACCCACCAUAGUUAAAUUACAGGUGGGAUGGAAAGAAGGCCUCUCCUUUAAGUUGCAAAUGUAAUGUUGGAGUAAUUAUGAUCAUCGUUGAGUCCUUUGAGAAGUCAAUUCUAAUUAUCUCACAUGACAAUAAAAGUUUCAACAGAUUG